Saccostrea cuccullata (small rock oyster) is the source of this 852-nucleotide messenger RNA. RefSeq lists its product as uncharacterized. The transcript has 5 exons. The record is from RefSeq and is a predicted model, not a curated record. The coding region runs from base 1 to 558 and encodes 185 amino acids. NCBI's taxonomy places the organism in Eukaryota, Metazoa, Mollusca, Bivalvia, Ostreida, Ostreidae.
AUGCAGGUAAAAUACAGUACAUCUGUUUCUCAUCUAGACUCUGAAUUUUGUGGUGUAUCAAAAUUAACAAGACUAGUAGUUGAAUCUUGCCCGGUAGAUGAAGAAUCAUGGGAUAAGGCUUCCGAGGCAUUGAAUUGUCAGCAGUAUGAAGGGAAAUGUACAGGGACCUUAAAAUAUCAUUGUCUUAUCAAUCCUUGGCAAAAUAUAACAGUGGCGGUAUGUGCUCCAUCUACACGUAUCCAUUCAGGUUACUGUGCAGAAUACAAUGCUAGGGGAGGUAAAAUCCAGGAAUUUUAUAUUCCUACCUGCACGUCAUGUAUAAGGGACUACAUGUCGACGGACGCAUACAUGUACCAAGAAUGCUAUGAACAAGUAUAUAAAAAGACAAAUAUAAGAAAGAGAGGAGGAAAUCAAACGGAAAAACUGCAUCAAUAUCUUGACGAGCAGUUUGAACCUAGAGUUGGAGCACUUGGAGAUCUAAGUGAUGGAAGCAGGGCCAGAAACAAUAGAUACACCUUCCUUACCAUUUUCUUACUUUGCAUAAUGACUAUCCUUUAAACUGAUAGUUUUGUUAAUAUUAUUAUUAACAUCUUGAUUUUCAAAAUAUUUUUUUUCUUUAAAAUCUGUUUGAAAGUUACGUCUGUUAUUAUUCUAACAUUUAAAAUUGGAUGUAAAUCGGGCAGAGUAAAUGUAAAUCCUUGUCAGCUAAUCAAUGAGUACAUUUAGUUCCUAUCCGGACUUCGAGGAUUAAAUAAGGAAUUCCAGUAUCAACUGAAUAUCAACUUCAGAGUACGUGUGUGUAGAAUCAGACUGAUUAUAAAUGUUUUAAUUUGAAAACUACAAUUAUUACAA